AAGACUACUGUACUGAUCGUUAAAUUUGUGCCCAUUGCUCUGCCUGCUACUGGAAGGGUGCAGCCCUCCUGGUGCUCUAACCUCUUAUUUGUAUGUACAGAUAAAAUCCUGCACUCAAACAUCCCAUGGCACUAGCGCCGCCCAAAGACAGAAGCCAAGGGGGAUAAAACGCACACAGAUAAAAGGAUGGGGUUACUAGGGGGCAGGCAGAUAUCAUAGAAUUGUAGAGUUAGAAGGAACCCAAAGGUCGUCUAGUCCAACUGCCUGCAAUGCAGGAAUCCAAAUUUAAAACAGCCAGGGGGAAGAUAACAAAGCCCACCGCUGUUAAAAGUAUUAUAGAGUCUUGGAAACCAGCCUUUCCAACCAGCCACCGCAGUCACCUAGCUGUUUAUGGAGGAAAGUGGGAGGCUGGAAUAUCCCCAGGCACACAUGGUAGAUCAAGAGAAAACUUUUCUACUUUAAAAAAAUAAUACUUGGGAUCUUUGUCGAUCAGCGAAAGAAAUCCCACCGGCUACAAUUAGCUAGAUGUUGGAAGAUUUCACACGGGCGCACGAAGGAACAAUUUGAGACUCUCAGGAAUCUAGCCGACAUCUAAGAAAAGAACUUCCUGUAUCCAUCUGCUCAUUUGCAGCUUCAGGAAACAAAAAGAACAACCCAGGAGUAAAGCGGAUCCUCCGCCAACUCAGCUGAAAUUAAUUACUUGGAUCAAGAGCUUCAAGGGCAAACCGUUGAAAGAAAGCCACAGGUUUGGCAUUCCUGCCUUAUCUUAAUUUUGAAAGCUGCAGGGCUUUACUGCCUGGACUAGUCUCGCUAUUCUACCAUGGAGCUCUCUACAGAAGGAUACCGCUACGAUGAUUAUGAACUGAACACUACUUUCGACUACGCUUCCUUCGAAAUGCUUUGCUACAAAGGUGAGGUCAGAGCAUUCAUCACCUCGUUCCUACCGGCAUUCUACUCUGUCGUUUUCUUCGUUGGGCUCGCUGGGAAUUCCCUAGUGGUGGCAUUCUUCGCCUACAUCAGAAAACUAAAGACCAGGGUGGAUGUAUACAUCAUGAACUUGGCGAUCGCCGAUUUGUUACUGCUCUGCACUCUUCCCUUUUGGGCUGCGAGUGCCGCCCACGGGUGGGUCCUAGGUAUCCCUUUGUGCAAGAUCACGUCCGCUAUCUACACAAUGACCUUUAGUGCUAGCAUGCAAUUUCUGGCCUGCAUCAGCGUCGAUAGAUACAAAGCCAUUGUCAAAUCCCAAGCUAAACCAGGGGCCAUCAACCAAUGCGUCAAAACGUCUUUCCUUGUCUGGGCAGCUGCCAUGUUCCUUUGCAUUCCUGAAUUUGUCUUUAACACAGUCGUGGAGUUCAACAACAGGCUUACAUGUUUUCCCGCAUUUCCUCAAAGCACGGGGAACGUAAUUAACGUAACCAUCGAAAUAGCAGAAAUGUUGCUGAGUUUUGCGCUGCCUUUCCUCAUCAUGCUAGUUUGCUACUCGGCUGUGGCCAGAACUCUCAUUUCGAGCCCCAGUGUUAAAAAAUGCCGGCCUCUGAAAGUUCUUGUCGCAGCGGUGUUGGUCUUUAUUGUCACGCAACUGCCUUAUAACAUCGUCAAGCUUUGGAAAGCCAUUGACAUUAUCUACCCGCUUAUUACAGACUGCAGCACAAGCAAAACCAUUGAUAUCGUAUUCCAGGUGACUAACAGCAUUGCUUUGUUCCACUGCUGCCUGAACCCCAUCCUUUAUUUUUUUAUGGGAGCCUCUUUCAAAAUGCACAUGGUCAAAAUGGCAAAGCGUUGCGGCUACUGGAGAAGGCAGCAGAGCGCAGCGAAUGAAGAAAUUCCUGUGGACUAUGAAGAUUCUGGGCAAGAAACCAGUAGCUUCACUAUUUAGAAAAUGGGGAGAAGGAAAGCGGAAAGCAAUCCGUGUUCGCUUAAGUCAGUCAAUGCCUGGCUGUGCUGGGUUGACACAGAGAGAUCCUUGAUAAAAGAACUGAAUAUUGACUGCGAUUGCUUCACGUGGUAGAAUGAAGCUGUUCCAAUCGAGCAGAUAGCUGGACCUAGCGUACCUGCUCUCUGCUGACAAUAUAACCUAGUUUAAAUGGGCUGAUCUAUGCAUACAGGAAAUGUUGCACAUUAUUUCUAACAUCAAAUAAUACAUACUAAUGAAAUGUUCAAGUGGAAAUAAGCCUGCUUAGUAGCAAGGAGAUGGAGUGAGUAGAAUCACUCAAUAGCUAUUUUCCUAAAGGCUGUUUUUCCUUGAGAAGCAUGGCUCAGGAAAGAUGAUGGCAAGCCUGUUCUUAUUAUAGAAAAUAAAAUCAUCCUAUAAAGCAGAGGUGGGGAAGCACUGGACUCCACCCCCAUCAGUAUGGCCAACGGUCAGGGAUAAUGAAAGCUGUUGUUGGGCUUCAGCUUCCACUAUCCCUGACCACUGACCAGGCCCAUCUUACCCACUGAGGCUAGUGGCACAGGGUGCCAGGGCGCCAAGUUCUGGAGGGCGCCAGGCAAGAGUCCAGACAACACCGAACGAGCACGCUGAGUGAGCGAGGGUGCAUGUGUGCGUUGCUCCCGCUGAGCAUCGGCUCGAUUUUCUCCCUUUUAGCCUGCAGGCUCAAAAUUCUGUGGGGCGCCAGAAGGCUAAAAGGGAAAAAACCAAGCUGACACUUGGCGGGAGCGGCGCACGUGCCCUCGCUCACUCGGUGUGCUGCCUGCCAUUCCCACCGUGGCACGAAGCGGCUAGCUGAGCUGGGAGACGCCGCGUCCAGCCUCUGCCUCUUCCCCACCAGAGAAGCCGCCCUCCAGCCGCUGCCCGCCUCCUCCAGCCCUAAAAAAAAGGUCAACUCUGG
Molecule: messenger RNA, 2828 nt
Organism: Podarcis muralis (Common wall lizard)
Lineage: Eukaryota; Metazoa; Chordata; Lepidosauria; Squamata; Lacertidae
Source: RefSeq, a predicted model, not a curated record